GUGGCGGUAUCAACCUGAACCAUCUAUCGGUAGAAGAAGAAAAAGCAGGAAGUAAGAUGGCAGCAUGUAUAAGUGUCAAACAUGGACUAUCGUUUGGUAAACACUCGUUGUUUUUCACUGUCCAAAGAAAAACAACCCCUGGCAGUGCGUGUGCUCAAAGACCGGUCGAAUUUCGGAGUGUGAGAGCCACAGCCAGUGCGACGGUUCAACAUAACGAGAAGUUCUGUUUGGAGCUGGUCAGGUCCAGGGACUACGAGGGUUUUGUGUGCUCCCUUCUGCUGCCAGAGGGGGCGCGCCGCUCCGCUCUAGCUUUGAGAGCCUUCAAUGUGGAGCUAGCACAGGUGAAGGACUCUGUCUCACAGAAGAGCCUUGGUUUAAUGCGAAUGCAGUUUUGGAAGACAGCCAUCGAAGACAUCUACCAAGACAAACCUCCAAACCAGCCAGUCAGUAACGAGCUGUGGAGGGCCGUGAGGAGGCAUAAGCUGACAAAGAGAUGGUUGACCAGGAUCGUAGCAGAGAGGGAAAAGGAUCUGAAUGACAGACCAUACAGAAACCUGCAGGAGCUGGAGUCAUACGCUGAGAACGCACACUCGUCGCUCUUGUAUCUGCUCCUGGAGUGUUUAGGGGUGAAAGACGUCCAUGCAGACCAUGCAGCGAGUCACAUUGGGAAGGCGCAUGGCAUUGUGACGUGUCUGAGAGCCACUCCUCAUUACAGCAGCCGGCGCAGAGUUUACCUGCCCAUGGACAUCUGCAUGCUGCACGGCGCUUCCCAGGAGGACUUCAUCCGUGGUAGCCGCGAGCAGAACGUCCGGGAUGUGGUGUAUGACAUCGCUAGUCAGGCUCACGUUCAUCUGCAGAAUGCACGAUCAUUUGGCCACAGCAUCCCAGCAGCUGCGACUGCAGCCUUCCUCCACACGGUGGUGUUGGAGGAUUACCUGCAGAGGGUGAGGAAAGCAGAUUUUGACGUCUUCCACCCGAGCCUGCAAAAAAGAAAUCCCCUGCUCCCCAUUCAGCUGUACCUGCGUUCCUGGAAGAAGACCUACUGACUCUUUUCUAGAACGUUCUGCUGGUGCAAGUAGACUUGAAGAAAGACAUUUACAGUAGGAAACAGUUGGUUGUAUAACUGUUAUUUGGUAAGUAAAAGGUUACUCUUUGUGCUGCCGGUAUGACUUGCAAACACAGAAGUCCAUAGCCUCUCAAGUAUACAUUUACAAAGAUCUUCGAUCAACACCAAGAUUGAGAUGAAAUGAAUGCUUAUUGUUCAGAAUAUCCAGAAUAUUCAUCCAGAAUACUGGAUACAGUUGUGUGUCAGUUUGUAACAUUUCCUUCAGCAAAAAAAAAAAUCUCUGACAAAUUUUUGUCAUUAAAACAGAUCUAUCUUGUUACUUGACGUGACUGAAAGAAGGCACACAAGAGGGUCAAAAUGUUAUUAACAGUGCAGUUGUACACCACAGGCAUAAGAUCAUAAAAUAACAUUUGCUUUCCUGUUUGCAUCCAUUCUUCAACAUCUACUGCAAGAGAAGAAGGAUCACAUCUGUACAUAAGUGAACAUUAAAAGUGAACUACACUCGCA
This is a messenger RNA of Doryrhamphus excisus (bluestripe pipefish), 1573 nucleotides long. It is a transcript of the gene ndufaf6, whose product is annotated as NADH:ubiquinone oxidoreductase complex assembly factor 6. Gene Ontology annotation, cellular component: mitochondrion. The record is from RefSeq and is a predicted model, not a curated record. NCBI's taxonomy places the organism in Eukaryota, Metazoa, Chordata, Actinopteri, Syngnathiformes, Syngnathidae. Gene Ontology annotation, biological process: mitochondrial respiratory chain complex I assembly; biosynthetic process.